UUUAUAUGGCAACCCUUAAAUUUUGCAAAUCGUGAAGUUCUAGCAUGUGAUAUUUUCGUGAAAAUUUACAGUUUUUAGGGAAAAAAACGUGCUAAAGUGAACUGAAUUUGAAUUAUUAGUGGAUUGUGAGUGAUACUUUAAGUGCAUUGUGUUGUUGAAUCAGUGUUUCAUAGUUUAGUGGCCGGCGACAAAAAAUACAUGGAUAAACCAGUCACCUGAGUUGAAAGAGUAUUAUGGAGUCUCACAUCCUAAACUCGUACCAUCAAGCCCGCUACCGCAUCCACGGCCACAACCGCAUGGGUUCGACCAGUGAGUCUUACUCCUCAGAGGGUAGCUGCACUCAGAACAGUCCGGACUACCCGGAGAAGUUUGCACCGCAGGCCACGGAGUAUACUGCAGAGGAGGCCUGUGGCAACUGGGAGGCCAACCGAAACGGUGAUGCAAAUGUCUCAGUCAAAGCCGAGGAAGAAUCAAGUGAGUUGAGUUCAGACGAGGAAGAGGCAGAUCAUCCUGAGACAAAUGUGGUCACAUCUCACGACCCAGAGGUGGUCGAAGAGUAUUACGAAGAGGAAGUGUGUGAUAGUGAUGAUGAUUACGAGAUAGUAGUAGAUGACGAUGCUCCGCACUCUGACGGCCCCAUCAUACAGGUGUACGCUGUUGACCCUGAUCUAGACCUCGAGGCUUCUGAUGAAGAAGACUACUGCAUACAAAACAAAAGCGUCGAUGAAACUGACGCAGUCUACGAAGAGGAAGUAUCGACGGUUGCGUAUGCAGAAAAUGCUGAGAACGGAUACCAUAAUGAACAGGAGAACCAUGACAAUUUAGGUAUAAAUUUAGAUACUCCAGUCGUUUCAAAUGUCGACGAAUAUUUCAUAAAAGAUGGGUCUAGGAAUGAUGAGAAAAUAUUGGAGGUCAAAGAUCAACCGGUGGUCGCUGAUGUAGAUGAAUAUUUUAUUAAAGAUAGUAAUAAAAUUAACAAUGAGCUGCAAGUGGAAGAGGAAGAAUCUACUAUACCGAAUGUCGAUGACUUUUUUGUUAAAGAUGCUAAACCUAAUAAAGAGAUUGAAGAUCUUGUGGGUACUGUCCCAAACGUUGACGAUUUCUUUAACAAAGUGGAAGAUAAACAAGCACCAGUAUCUGAAACCAAAGUUGAAGAUACUCAUAUAGUUAGCACUGAACAAGACAUACUUCCUCAUAUAGAGCAUAUAAAAAGGUUUCUGCUGGAAGACAUGCCAUGUCCUAAAUUACAAUCGAAAUCUGUUCAAAGAUCAUGUUCGUUGCCUCAUUCGCCUGCGCAUUUCUCAUACCUCGAUGCUGACGAUGCUAAAACUAGCUUGAGCUUUGAAGAUCUAAACUUAGAUCUAUCUGAUUUCUCAUUUGAUGAAAGUAAAGGCGAAAAGAACUUUUCAUUUUCAUCCAACAACAGUGCUAAUAAAAGUGAUGAUCCUCCGAGGACAUUAACUGAAGAAGAUGUAAAUAGCUUCUUGAUAAAAAGCAAAAAAGACAUUGAAUUGGCAUUUGAAGACCCCAAAGCAGAUGUAGAUCUAAACCAAGAGGAUAUGGAGAUAGAUUGUCCAGUAGAAGCUAAAAUUGAUUGCUCUACGGAAAAAAUAUUUGCAAUAGAACCUAAUGUCAAUAAAACUAAUGUAGAGCCUACACCACCCACCACUGUAGUGAAUCCAGUAGUUGGAGAAAUAGAUAUAGAAUCGGAAAUAAAAGCCAGUGUAAUAACACCAAUAGUUAAGCCACCAGCAAUAGAACAACAUAAACACUCGAAGAAAACAAUUGUAAUUGAUAAAAAACAUGUAGUACCACUCACUUCUACUCCUAAACCUAAAGCAUCGUCAACACUACUCGAUUUUUGCAUAGAGAAACCUGCUUCAGAGAAGAAGGUAAUAAAAAAAGAAAAGGAAAUCAAACAAGAGGCAGAUGAUUUUGUUGAUGUGGAAUCGUUAAAUGAUACCGUGAUCCCAGUACUCGCGGCAAACAAUGUCAGCUCACUGUUAGAACAAUUUGAAGCCUCGGAGAAGAUCAACCCUAAUGUUAGAAGAAAACAAGUGGUUAAAGUGGAGCCUAGCACUAAAGGCAAAGUGUCGAAUGGUCUUGCAAAUGGCAUGCGUUUGCAAGACGCGGCUGUUCAACUCAACAAGAAUAAAAUGCGUCAAAUUUUGAUGUCGUCACCGACGGGCAACACGGUAGUCAAAAAGAGUCAGACUGUACAUUCUGACCACGACUACUGCUCUCCGAAGAAACGGCACAGUCUCCCCGCUUCUUUGAAAGGUGGUCAGAGCUUGUUGAAGCCAGAAGUGUUGUCCAGCAACAACAAAAUACUUAGCUCGAGACAUCGCUCGUGCAAAAACAAAAAAGUUGUCUACCACUUGAGUAGUGACGACGAAAGUGCGGACAGCAGUAAGAACAAAAAAGAAAGCAGUGUAAAAGCAAGUGUAAAGGCCCCGCUCAUAUCCAACCACAGAAAGAAACUUUCUCCUCCCCCUAGUGAUGUUAUUAAGGAAAGCAACAUUACUGUGAUUUCAAAUAAUGCUUCUAAAGCAAGUGAUAACUGUAGUCAAAGUUCCAGUGGUAGCAUUAAGUUAACUAUUAAAAAUAAGUCUAAAGUUAUACUUAAAAUAGACUGUGAUGAUAAAAAAGACUCGCACAAAAUUAUUAAAAACAGUGAACCGGUGAAACCCAGUGUUUGCAAGCAAGUGGACUUUGAUAAGAAAGUUAUUCAGAAAAAUACUAAAGUAGAUAGCAAUGUAAAUAAAAUUGAAGCUAAUAGUAUAGGUAACAAUAUUUCUACUGAUGUAGUUGUUAAGGAAGAACCCCGUCCAAUGAAAGAAGACUUUUACACAGCACUUUUUAAAAACAAACAAGACAUUCAGAUAACUCUUCCCGAACCAGAGAUAGUUAAAUCUGAGACAAAGCCCAUAGACAGUGUUCAGAAAGAGGAAAUUACGGAAAUCGUUACAAGCCCGCCCGUAACGAAUACUGAAACUAAACCUCAAAAGAAGAAACUAAAUCUGCAGGAAUAUAUGCUGAGGAGGGAAGGCGCUCCCUCUAAUGGCAGCUCAAGAACAGUCAGCCCUGAAGCAAUAUUCCCAGAAAUGCAUAUUCCAAUAAACCUGGAUAAGCUGCUGCCUAAAAGUCAAAUCUCUCCCAACAAUCUGUUGACCACGCCCGACAAAAACGACCUGGAAACGCCUAAGAAAAUCUUCGACCCAAUAAGAGAAGCUUCGCGGAAAAUACUUGCAAACACUAAGAACAAAAAAGCCGAAGCCACAAGAAAAAGGGACGAAGAUAUAGUGAUGAGCAAGAUACCUAAAGUCGAAAAUCUACAGCUCCAACCGCUCAUUAGUGACGCAGAGAUGAUGAAAAUGGUUGGCAUGGUACCCAAUGAGAUUCUACCCAUCCCUGUCCCAUCCACAGAGAAACCGAAAAGUAAUAAAGAUUAUGUUGAAAUAGUCUUAGUCAGUGUUGGAACCAACACUGAUGAGGCAGUGUUGAAAAAAAUGAGGCGACAAAUACAAGCGCAAAAUAAGAAAAAGGAGAUAGAAAACGAAAGAGAAAGGAUUCUGACAUCACCCACACAUGAUAAAUCAACAAUAAAUUUCAAAAUCAAGAAAUCAGACUCUGUACUUAAGCAAAACGUAUUUGAAGCAGCCAAAAAGGAUUCGAAAACGCAAACUGAAGAGAAACGCGAGAAAAGGCAACCGUCACCAGCUAACACCAAGGAACCAAAAAUUGACAAAGAACGGUACAAAGAUAUAACAGCUACACUCAAAAGUGUUGGUAAACAUACGAAAGUAUCAAGUAAUUCUCUAUUUGCGAGUAUACAGGAUGUGGUUCUAAAGAAAGCACCAGAAGAAGAGAAAGUAGUCGAAGAAAAAGUGGAGAAAAAGAGAGAUGACAGGAGGUCUAAACCAUCAUCACCUGUGGAAAAGCAAACAUUCUUCAAAUCGAGUUCAGUGAAGACCAAAAUCGUGCGUGACUUCGACUCCAAAGUAGAACACGGCGAAGAUAAAAUAAUUCUACAUCUUGAGAAAAAUAGAUCAAAACCUACUGCCUGUUGUAUGGUUGUACAGACUGACCCGAGCGAUGACUUUGCUCAGCUGGAAACACUACCAGAACUAACAGUAACUAACGACAGUCCAAAAGACGCGAGUAGAAAGAGAACUGCUAGCGACAUGUCGAUAUCCAGCGAGACUAGUCCACCGAGGAAGACAGAGAACAAAGACAAGAAGAGGAUAGAAGACAAACAGAACAAACCAGAGAAACAAAUAUCUGAAGAGAGGAAUCUGAAAAUCUCAAUGGAACGCCGAUCGCGAUCGAAAGACCGAUACGAGUCGAAGUACCGCCGGCGAUCGCGGUCCAGGAGCAGGCGUUCUAGGAGCCGCCGCCGCAGAAGAACGCGAAGCAGAACGCGAUCGAAGUCCAGAGGCAGAUCUCGGUCCAUAGACCGCUACCGCAGAUAUAGACGUUCGGACUCGCCGUACAGAUGCAGCAAGCGUUCGCGUUCUCGCUACCGGCGGUCGUCCACCCGCUCGCGUUCCAGAAGACGCGAUUACCGCUCGGUCAGAACGCGAUCGCGGUCGCGGCACACGUCCCACAGGUCCAGGAGUCCAAUAGCGAAGAAGACUAAAGCCAGUCCAGAAGUGGACAAGACUGAGAAGAAGUUGGAAAGAUCCAACACGCCUCCCCUGAGGAAGCCGACGGUUUCUGAAAGCUCAGACUCGUCGUCGAGCUCAUCAUCAAGCUCGUCAUCGUCAUCAUCCUCGGGCUCGGACCGCAGCCGCUCGCGCAGCCGCUCCAAGCGGCGGACCGUGUCGCCCGCCUACCGACGCGCCUACACCUCGUACAGUGAGGAAGCACGAGACAACAACACGCCAGUCGAAGAGCGCCGCAUAGUGUUCGUGGGUAAACUGGAGCAGGAUAUGAGCAAGGCGGGCCUGCGGAGCCUGUUCUGCAAGUUCGGACCGAUACUGGAGGUCACACUGCAUAGUAAGGAGGAUGGAUGUCGCUACGGCUUCGUGACGUUCCGGUGCGGGCGCGACGCCUGGGCGGCGGUGGAGGCGGGCGCCGCCCUUCCUCAGUACGACAUCGGCUUCGGAGGCCGCCGCGCCUUCUGCAGGCAGAGAUAUGCUGAUUUAGAUGGCCUGGAAGCAGAGUACACAGAGAGCGCGUACAUGGGCCAGCCAGCGCUGCCGCCCGUCAUUCGCAACGACGAUAUGUCAUUCGAACAAAUGCUGCAAGAGAUGAAGAACAAACUCAGCCAACGCAAGAGCGAAAAGAGGGCGGACGACCAACCUUGACGGUUGUUGCUGGCCGGAUAUUUUUUUCUUAAAUUUCUAUCGUUCGUUUUUUAAAAGGCCGCGCCUUUUUGCUGUCCGCAAACGCGGCUGUGGUUCUAGAACCGAUUCAGGGUAGCUUUGUGAUUGGUAGGCGUCACUGUCAGUUUGACAGCUGUCAGAUGGACACGGUUGUUUCGAUUGAAGUAGGUGUGUGAUUUUGACAGCUGUCAAUGUGGCGCGAAAAGAAAGUCAAAGUAUAUUUAUUAUGAAAUGAGACUAUUCUACGCUGUGUAAGAGAUUUUCGGGUUAUUGUUAGUUGAAAAGUCUUAUGUUGCUCACAUUGUACCUAUUCGUUUUUCCUUUAGUACAUUUUAUUGUUUAAAUUAGUUGCUAACUUACCUCGUGUAUGUAAAUAUUAGGUUUAGUCGAUUUUUUUAUUCGUUUUCGUACUUUAUGUAUGUGUAGUCUUACUUUAUCUCUCUGAUAUCACUUCGACAGUGUAUUUGACAUUAUCUGAGUACAAACGUUUGAAGAAAAAAUGCACUUAACACCAUUGCUUUUGAGUUGAUUUUGGAUUUAUAACCAGUUUUUUUUUUAAAUGUUUAGUAAAUGGUACUGAUAUAAAACUACCUCUG
Messenger RNA from Plutella xylostella (diamondback moth), 5923 nucleotides. It is a transcript of the gene srl, whose product is annotated as PGC-1 family member spargel. Gene Ontology annotation, biological process: positive regulation of transcription by RNA polymerase II. The record is from RefSeq and is a predicted model, not a curated record. Gene Ontology annotation, cellular component: nucleus. Lineage: Eukaryota; Metazoa; Arthropoda; Insecta; Lepidoptera; Plutellidae. Gene Ontology annotation, molecular function: RNA binding; transcription factor binding.